UUCCGCAAUUCAGCUUCGAAAGAAUUCAGUACACGGGAUGUUCAACCAAUGUGGAAGUUUAUAGCAAACGCGAAUUACUGUAAAAAAUUCGAAAUAUUUAAAGUAUAAAUAAAGUAUGAAUUUUUAUUUACUCGGGUGAAUGAUCAGGCUCGGAUAUUUUUGAAAGGCAUAACAUCCAGGCGGCGCCAAAUUGAUGCCCGAAAUUUUUUAAGGAAAUGUUUUCCAUUCUUGGCACACAGAAAGGGGAGCAAAAUCUUCAGUUGAUCCCAGUCGCUGGAAUCGUAGCUAAGCCACUGUUUGUAAGGUAAUGGGAAAUAAUGUUUUUCCAUUUUUUCCUUCUAUCAUCUUCUGCUUUGUGAUCUUUCGUCCUGGAACAACAGUCGAUGAAUUGAAGAAGGGGAGAUCUUUAAAGCGUACACUGGGAUGCGAAAUAACGGAAAGCGAUGAUUUUCCCGGAUUCUACGUAUUCUGUACCUCUUAUAAAUCCAAUCAAACAUCCUAUUUUUUACCAGCUAUGACAAGAAGACUUAAGAUUUAUAAUGUAUCCGGUUUGCUUCCAGAUGAACCAUUAGCUCCUCAACUUGGAAUGCUAAAAACGUUGGAAAUCGUAUCCUGUUCGCUUACUCGUGUCUCUCUUGGCAUGUUUGAAGGUUUGCACAACCUCACUCGCAUUUCGAUACGUUCAACUUACAUACGAGGAUUACCACCUGAUGUUUUCUUGAGCAAUCCGUAUCUAGAAAUUGUUGAUUUGUCAGACAAUUUCCUGACAUCUAUAGCAAGCGUCACGGGAUCUCUCAGCAAUCUUAAGUACUUGAAAAUAUUAUAUUUGGCAAAAAAUAUGUUAAUACGAUGGAUUGAUGAAACUGAUUUUUUACCCUUAAUGAAUUCUAGCUUAGAGGCUUUAGAUUUAUCAAGUUGCAUUAUAACUGUUAUUGAGGAAGCGGCUUUCAAACCACUUACAUCCCUUUCUUCCCUUAAUGUGUCCCUUAAUCCUAUGAGCGAAACAGCUUUCAGAAAUAUGAGCCGGAGCUUGCAUAUAGAAAGCCUCAGAGAAUUUCGCGCUGAAGAGAUGGUGAAUAUGUCUUACUUUUCUGCCGCUUUUUUGUACUCGUUGAGGGGCUCUGAUAUAGAGAGCUUAUUCUUAUCCCGAAAUAGAUUAGUGUCAUUUCCUGUGGGAAAUUAUCCUAAACUUAAAGUGUUAGAAUUAAUCCGCUGCAACGUAGUGUUGCGUGAUGAUGCCUUUACUGGAAUGCCUAGUCUAGAAUCCUUAACGGUUAAAGAACACGAAGUUCCAGUUAUCGGUAGACAAUUUUUGACGAACAGAAGGUUGAAGAUUUUAGACCUUAGCGAUUACAUUGGAUUAACACCUUACAGCUCAUUUGAAAUAAAAGAUUACGCAUUUAAAAAUCAAAUAAAUCUUGAAGUUUUGUAUCUGAGCUAUCUACCAAUCAGAAAAAGCAUUCGGAGGCAUACAUUUUCUGGUUUAGUAAGUUUACGUAAACUUAUAUUAAAUUCGGGAUUUGUAGAACUUAUUGAAGAACGUGCGUUUGAAGAUCUAAACAAUUUAAUACAUUUGGAUGUGUCUUAUCAUCGAAUCAGCAGCUUAUCCAAUGAAACAUUCUUUGGAUUGAAAAGUGUGAAAAAUAUUGAUUUAAGAGGUAACGAAAUAUCAUUCUUGAAUGAUAUUCACCCGUUCUUUCAAACACCUAAUUUGGAAAUUCUGACGCUGAAUUCAAAUAAAAUUAUUAGUAUUCCUGGUCAUAUAUUCUUAAAUUUGAGUUACAUCAGUGUCAUUCAAGCUGCAGAUAACUUAAUUCAACCUUGGAAGGAAGAAAUAUUGCCCAAAAAAUCGAAUAUUUCUGCACUUAUUGUAGCUAAAAACAGGAUAACUCACUUUACACGUGAAAUGUUUAAUGACGUCAAGCACUUGGAGUUCUUCGACUUUUCGGAGAAUCCUAUAAAUUGUUCUUCUUGUUCUACCACAAAAUUGCAAAGUUGGAUGAGUGAAACAAAUAUCUCAAUCUCGCGCCUCUAUAUCGCAGAUAAAUAUGCAUGCAAAGGGCCUUCCUCUUUGGAAGGAGUUUAUAUACUUGAUGCCAAUUUGUCUUCUGUUUUAACACAUUGCCUUCCAGAAGAAUAUGAUAUCGCAAAAGUUCUGUACUGUACGUUUGUGCCAUUGUUCAUGUUAGGCUUUAUCGCUGCUUUCGUUUGGCACCAAUGGAAAUGGAAUAUCAGAUAUUUUAUUUUUCUUGCUCGUUCAAGAGCGAGGAGAUACCAAGCUCAUGUAACUGCAGAUCGUUAUGCUUUCGAUGCCUUUGUUUCGUACUGCGAAAAAGAUUUACCUUGGAUUAGGAAAGAAUUGGUUCCAAAUAUUGAAGACGGAGAACCAACGAUUCGUUUAUGUUUGCCUGACAGGAACUUCGAUGCAGCACAUUCCACGAUGGACAAUGUUGCGGCAGCUAUUGAACAGAGUCGAACGACAGUUCUGGUUUUGAGUAACGAGUACAUGGAUUCAAACUGGUGCCGAUUUGACAUGGAAAUGGCUCAGCAUAAGUUAUUUGAAGACACGAGAAGUGGACUGAUUUUAAUUCUUCUUGAAGCGAUCCACAAAUCUAAAAUGACGAAAAAUUUACAAUACGUCAUUCGCACAAGAACGUGCAUUGCGUGGACUAACAACCUUACCGGACAGAAGUUGUUUUGGGAACGUCUACGAGCAGCAAUAAUGAAACCUGAAGACAAAGGUAUAUUGACUCAUAUUACGUGAUUUAUACAGAGAAACAGCACGAGUAAAUAUUUGUUAUUUACUUUAUAUAAACUGGCAGAUGUGGGUGGAACCCAAGAAGUUCACCAUUAGUCGUAGAGGUGGUAAUGAACAUGUACUAAGCCUUAUAUAAGUACAAAUUUCCCCUUUUUUACCAUAGAACAUGGACUAGCUAGAAUACAAACUGCUAAAAUGGAGAUUCUCUUUCCUUUAUAAUGCUGUUGAAGCGUUUAGCUUUAGAAGAAAUUUUUUCCAUGGAGUAGUUUCGAAAGCUUAAGUAUUCAUAAUUAAAUUAAUAAAAUAAUCAUGAAAAUUUAUAAUUUCUGAAUAGUGUGGCUUUACGUAAGCAGUUUCGAUUUGGAAUAGCUAAUGUUUACAGAUAUGUAAGAACCGCCUCAUCUAUUAUUAUGUUUAUAUCAAGAAGACAGCAUUUUGAUAUGAAAUAUUUUUUAUGCAACGUCAGUGAAUCAAAUCCAGAAAUAUUGCAAAUAAAGCGAAAUAAAAAUAAAUCAAUAUGAAAUAAGAAAAUUUUUCUUAUUUAUUUUUUGUUUUUGAUGAUAAAAUUUGCAGCUCUUGCAUAAUGAAGGCAGAAUGAUUUUAAUACAUAUUGAAAAUAUUGCAUGUAUUUAUGUGUAUACAAGUAUACAUGUAAGAUAAGAAAAGGUAAUAUAAAAUAGUAACUUUAAUUUGCAAUAGCGCUCAACUUUCCUUUUAAUAUGAUUAUUUCUGUUUGCAUUCUAAAAAUGGUAACUGCUUAUAUUAAAUCUAUUUAAACUGCGUUAUUUAAAAUUAAUGUUCCCUGCAGAAGUCUUAUAUGACGCUAAUGGCACAAAUGGCGUAUAUAACACUUCAGCCAAUAAUGAUUUUUAGUUUAGGAACUAAAACUUGAACUUAACCAAUAGUAAUAAAACUAAAUCAUUCUGCAUCCAAAUUUUCAUCUUGGACAAGUCUUUCCUUUUUCCUCUUUUUCCGUUCUAUCUACUUAUGGCCAUUUACUUCCCUUUCAUCACUUGUACUGUCAUAACGAUAUAAAAGAAGGUUUAAAUUGUGAUCAAGAACAGAUGCGUUGAUUAGCCCAAUAAGCUGAGAACAUCUGUUUCAAGAGAAAUAAAAGUGCUGAA
Messenger RNA from Stegodyphus dumicola, 3882 nucleotides. Its product is annotated as toll-like receptor 2 type-2. Gene Ontology annotation, molecular function: protein binding; transmembrane signaling receptor activity. The record is from RefSeq and is a predicted model, not a curated record. Gene Ontology annotation, cellular component: plasma membrane. Gene Ontology annotation, biological process: immune response; toll-like receptor signaling pathway; inflammatory response. NCBI's taxonomy places the organism in Eukaryota, Metazoa, Arthropoda, Arachnida, Araneae, Eresidae.